This is a messenger RNA of Phytomonas sp. EM1, 1094 nucleotides long. NCBI's taxonomy places the organism in Eukaryota, Euglenozoa, Kinetoplastea, Trypanosomatida, Trypanosomatidae. The record is from the annotation of a GenBank genome assembly.
GUACGGGACGACCUUUCGCACAAGGGAGGAAAAGGUGAGUAUAGGUAACAAGAGGGCUAUUUGGAGAACCUCCUCGACCACCGGAGAGCUCUCUAGAUCAAGGAAAUAUUUUCUAAUUAUCUUUUUUUUGGUCUCAUGAUUAGAGGAUCAGUGUUCUUAUUGAGGUACCGCACUGCGUGGCGUGAACUCCUUCACGUGCUCCCUAUUUAUGCGCGUCAUGAUCAGUGGUUAAAACGUGAUACAGUUGAAAUGAACGAAGCUCUUCUUCGGCUGCCGUAUUACACAUUAAAGACCUACGACCGACCUAGCUACGUGGAUCGAAGAAAUCUCUUCGGCUCUAAUGUUUAUGGUACCGUCGACGACGAUAGAAGGUCGCCUCAGGGGAGCAAUUAUGUUAUGAACGAACAGCUGCGUGCCCCUCGUCAUGCCAACUCGUAUGAGCGGAUUCAGGAGUUACGAAAUGAGCUUCAAUUCCCUUCUGCGGUAGGUCCGUUGCCGGUUUCGGAAGGGCAGCGCAGGGCGGUGAGCUACGAAGAAGAGUACGGCUCUCGACUACGGCCACGCUAUCCACAGUCUUGGGAUACGGUACCUCCCCACCAGCCUUCACGUGUCGUGCCGUAGGUGCUCGGAAGUAUCCACUAUUGGUGUUUUUUUUUCUCCUUCUUUGAGGGGGUGAGGAGGGGCUAUUGAUGUUGUUGGUUUGGUGAAGGUGUUGUAGAGAAGUAACUGCGACCGAUCAAUUUGAGGUUGCAUGCGACUCUGUGUAGGGAAUGUUCACAUCCACAGGACUUUCUAAUCCUUCGAUGUUUGCGUGUUAUGUCUGAGGCACAGUGAGCGUAGCUUUCGGGAUGUAUUUCGUAUAAUUGAGAGCCUAACAGCACCUGAAAUUUGCGAUCUAACUUCUUGGGUUGCGACCUCAUUGUCUCUAGGGUACAGUGAAAAAUGGAAUCUCUAAAGGAAAGCAAUUUCAUUUAGAUCUCAACGGUUUGGUUUAACGUUGUUCGUCAUUCUGUUUAUGGCACCUAUUUAGUCUAGUAUCGAGUUUAAUAAGGGGAAAGAGGAUACGAUAUCCUUUUCCUUGAGAACACUGAACU